Messenger RNA from Fomitiporia mediterranea MF3/22, 1308 nucleotides. RefSeq names its product phosphatidate cytidylyltransferase. The record is from RefSeq and is a predicted model, not a curated record. Gene Ontology annotation, cellular component: endoplasmic reticulum membrane. The coding region runs from base 1 to 1308 and encodes 435 amino acids. Lineage: Eukaryota; Fungi; Basidiomycota; Agaricomycetes; Hymenochaetales; Hymenochaetaceae. Gene Ontology annotation, molecular function: phosphatidate cytidylyltransferase activity. The transcript has 6 exons.
AUGCGUAAAGCAUCGCAGAGCCUAGCCGUGAAUCCCUUAAACAGAACAAAUGAAAGCAUAGAUGCCCGCCCAAAAGCAACUUCUCCUGUCCCAGAGUCUCAUGAUAAAGAAGCUGCUGAAAAGACUAAGAAACGACAGAGCUUCAUCGUUCGAACUCGAUGGACAUUUAUCAUGAUUGGAGGCUUCCUAUUGUGUCUCUUAGCUGGACAUGCAUAUAUGAUCAUGCUCGUGAUGCUCUGCCAAACGCUCGUUUAUCGAGAAGUGACUGCGCUGUUUACUUCUGUUACUACCAAAUCUGGUAGUGAUAGGUCAAAAGGAAAGGAUCCAUGGAGCAAGACUUUGAACUGGUAUUUCUUUGUCGUAACGAACUUUUUCCUGUACGGGGAAAGCAUUAUCUAUUACUUCAAGCACGUCGUCUUUGCAGAUUGGCACUUUUCGCUUUUUGCGGCAAACCAUCGAUUCACGAGUUUCAUACUGUAUAUGAUAGGCUUCGUUGGAUUUGUUGCCUCGUUACAGCGAGGACAUCUCAAGUCCCAGUUCGGGCUCUUUUGUUGGGUUCAUAUGUCGUUACUCGUGAUCGUAGUAUCAAGUCACUUUAUCAUGAAUAAUAUCCUGGAGGGACUGAUCUGGUUCUGGGUGCCCGCCUCUCUGGUCAUUUGCAAUGACAUCUUCGCCUAUAUCUGGGGUAUCACAAUGGGUAGAACACCACUCAUCCAACUCUCGCCAAAGAAAACCGUCGAAGGUUUUGUUGGGGCGUUCUUCUCAACGAUCGUCUUCGGCCAUCUUUGGGGUGUAUUCUUCAUGCGUUUUAACUACAUGACUUGUCCUGCCCAGAACCUUGGCGUCAACGCAUUUUCGGACAUUUCAUGCACGCCAAACCCAGUGUUUCUAUGGCAUUCAUGGGUGAUCCCUGCUCCACUGCGGGUCGUCCUAUCUGCGUUGCCAGGCCUUGGUGGCGUUGAGACAAUACCUUAUACUCCAUACCAGUUCCACCUCCUCAUAAUGAGCUGCUUCGCGUCUCUCGUUGCGCCAUUCGGAGGAUUCUUUGCUAGUGGUUUCAAGCGUGCUUUUAAUAUCAAGGAUUUCGGGCAUAGCAUCCCCGGGCAUGGCGGAAUGACCGAUAGGAUGGAUUGCCAGUUCCUCAUGGGCAUUUUCACAUACGUCUAUUAUAGUAGCGUUGUCAAAGUGCAUCACGUCACUGUCGGGCAUGUACUACAGCUUAUCGUCUCCGGGCUUACGCUUGAUGAGCAGAUUGAGCUCAUGGGAGACUUCAAGCGUUAUUUGGAGGGCCGAGGCAUAACUGUUUGA